Molecule: messenger RNA, 3158 nt
Organism: Zerene cesonia (dogface butterfly)
Lineage: Eukaryota; Metazoa; Arthropoda; Insecta; Lepidoptera; Pieridae
Gene: mtg
Exons: 7
Coding region: 257-2563 (768 amino acids)
Cellular component (GO): extracellular region
Molecular function (GO): chitin binding
Source: RefSeq, a predicted model, not a curated record
GCACCUGAGUUGCGCUGCCCACUAAAGCAGGCAUGCAGUUGACGUUUGACUUUCGAACGGAACUGCUGAUGAAAAAAAAAGUUAGCGCGUACGUCUUAUUAUCAUUUCGGCGGGAUUUUUGACAGGCCGUCUUUCUCUAUUGAAUUUUUUUUUGUGAUUAUUUUUGUGUGUGAUAAAAAAUGUUGACUAAUUAUCGUUUUUGAUAAAGUCAAAAUACUUUCUAGUAUCGUAAUGAAAUAGUUGUGUUAAUAAGUGAAUGUGCAAUUGGAUUUUAAAAAUGAAGCUCACUCGGUGCUUAAUUGGGGCAAUAAUUUGUCUGUUUGCCAUCAUAGAUAUUGUUAAGCCUCUCUGCGUAUUGGAAUCAGAUUUCGGAUUCAAAAUAAACUGCGCCUUCAAAAAGUCCGGCCUGUUUAGGGUACGAAACCUUGGAGGCAUCAAAGCUCACGCUAGUUUAGGAUUCAGUCUCGGUGACGAGCUCGGGUUUGACCAGUCGCUAACAAACCAGGACCCGAGCAGGCGCAGGUCAGUCAGCAUCAAGAAUGGAGCACCCAAUGUCAUCGUUGAUACUACCAAUAGACCGGCUUCUAAACAAGAGAAACGUGGCAAACAGAACAGAAUAAUGAUGCGCCCGGUGCCACCUUCGACCCGGCCAAACCAGGCCGCUAUGAACAAACUGUCCACUCUACACAAACGCGUCUCCACUACAAUGCAACCUAUUAUUGUGUCUGGAUCGACCGCACAAACAAACUCACUGAACAGAGCUCCACCCACUGUCACGAUGGCCAAACCGAUGCCAAUGGGCGUCCCACCCUUCAGACCUCUUCCUCCCAAAGAAGAAACACUCAAAGUACUGCCCAUAGCCACGAGGAAGACCUACACGCCUCUCCAAAUACCUCAAGCACAAUCCCCUGGAGCGUAUGAAAGUGAGAAACAACCCAUUUUACACGAUAACGUAUCAAAAAUGGUCUCGCAAAUGCAUCAACCUUACAAAUCCACUCAAACUAACAUUAAAGUGAACCCAUUCGUUCCCAUGCCUCAAGCCAUAUCUGUCAUACCCGCACCAUCAUUUAACACACCUCACACCUACAAUUCUGUAUCUUUUCCAAAUCCUGUUUCUAAUUUUGUAGACCCAGUACCUCAGCAAGUGCAAGACUUGGCGUACUAUAAUACGAAGAAGGUAGACGAUUACAACAGCAUCAGUGGUUACAGCGAUGAUACGACAUUGAAACUUAACAAAGAAGACAUAAAUGCUAAAAUUGCUGAAAUCGCCAAGGCUGGGAAUAUAUCUAUGGAGGCGGUCGAAGCGGCUAUUGCAUUGCGCCAACAGCAACUGUUGAAUAAGUACGCAAAUAUUCCGGUACCGACAACAACAACUUCGACAACAACAACAGAAGCCCCCAUUGUGUUUGAAAUGCAAGCUGAACCAGAAAUCAUUGUGGCGCCCGCACCAUCGAAACCCAAGAGAAACCCAACAACAGGGAAAGUGAUGAACGCCCCAAGGGAGUACUACCCCGUGGGGUACGAGAAGAAUUUCGAUGAUCACUUCCAGUCCAAAGUGGAUCUGCCCGAUACCAACUUCCACUGUGGUGAUCAGAAGUACUUCCCUGGAUUGUAUGGUGAUGAAAACCUUGGUUGUAUGGUAUUCCACGUGUGCGCCCUCACGGACGACGGCCUGGUGAUGAAGUCCUUCCUCUGCCCGGAGUCCACUCUCUUCGACCAGACCAUCCUCAAGUGCAACUGGUGGUUCUACGUGGACUGCAAGAACACGCAAGCGUUGUAUGACACCAACAUACCGGUGUCCAAGAGUUACCAGCUCAUGAAGGCGCUGACCUUCUUCAGCUCUUAUAAGAAGGAGAUGGAUGUUGGUCGACCGAUGAAUCCAGAAGACGUCGGCGGUAUUAAGGAUGCAAUAUCAAUACUUGAAAAUCAUGACACCAAACCAGCUGAAUCAGAACGAGUAGAGAUCGUCACACCAUCACCUCUAAUAGACGAAAGAAAUAACAAGAAAGAAGAAAUAACCCCAGUAUACCGCGGCAAUAGAGAACUAAACUCCACUGAAAGAAGAACAAGAAGACCACAGAAGUCAGAAGAAUACAAGCUCAUAACUCUCAAUGCGGGAAUUAACUUCAAUAACACCAAAAACACAGAACGUAGAAGAAUCGCUUCAAGAAAUUCAUACUCCAGAAGUUCUACCACUUCCACAUCAACAUCAACAACAUCAACAACAACAUCAACACAAUCACCAACAACAAGUACAACAGAGAAACCGGAAACAAUAGAAAUAAUAAAACAAGAAAUAAAAACACUUGACGAAAUUAAAGACGCCAAAGAGAGUCUAACAGAUCAAAUAGAUACAGAUCCAAUACUGAAGGAAGCAGAACAUUCGCCGCCCGUACGAAGAUUCUACAGAUCGAGUGCGGAAAAGGAAAUAGCCAUAAUAAACAACGAGAAAGUUCAAAUUGUUAGACCUACGCCGUUUCAGGAAAAGUCUAAGCUAGAUCAAGCCGUUUUAGGCAAAACCUACGCUAGAUUCAGACGGGAUGUAUCGCGAGUGUACCGGUAGUGUGUAGUAGUCAAUUAUCUAUUUAGUGUCAUAUGAACUUAUUUAUUUCUUCGAGAACCUGUUGUUGUUGUGUCAUCGACUUAUAUUUCUAUAUCAUGAAUAGUUGUAGAAAAAUAUACAUUUUCUAGCAUAUUGAGUUAUUGGAAUGAAUAGGUUAAAUAUAAUGCAUUUUAGAAGUCUUAGUGUUCUUUGUAUUUUUAGGUGUCUUGAUCUAGUUAUGGCCAAUGGCCUAUGGUUUAUUGAAUUUAGAUAUCCCAUAAUCGAUAAAGAUAUGGGAUCACAUAUCCAUAUUCUGCCUUUUAUAUUUCUUCGUUGAGUAAAACAUCGUCUUUGAUAUCAUUUAGUUUAAGUAUAAACCCAUCAAAGACUGAAUUUUCUGCAUCAACGAAAGGCAUUUGGUUAAAUCUAUCCAUUCUAGAUCCUUCUAGAAAUUCUUCGAUGACACAAAAUAUAAACAACUGGUUCUUAGACUAUUGAGACUCGAAUCAAAUGUACUGAUUUGCGUAGUUGCUCAAUUUUUAUGCUUUAGUUGAGGAUCAGUCAAGUGAUAUUACGGUGUAUGUUUUAGUUGUUAGAAUAAAAACUUGUUUCCUAA